AUGCGCAAUCUGUGCGUGCUUUCGCAUCGCACCAUUGCGCUUUCGCAAGCAUCACAGCCGGCGCUGCGAAUCGAGGCUACCGCCAGCGAUCUCGACGACGGCUCGAUAUACGCCGUUGCUACAUCACGCACAGCGCCGGGUGCACCGGACGUCACGCUUUCUUUCCUGCGCACCGCAGUGGACGGGCAGGGUCUGGAACGGUUCAGCUCGCUGCUCGUGCCGGGUCGUCUGGCGGAUUUACCCGACUCGGCUGUUGGCAUUGCAUCGACGAGUGGACGCAGCAAGAGGGACGUCAUCAACCUGCACUAUCUGUCCGAUGGCGGAGCAGAGGCGAGCCAUCGUCCUGCGCUAUGCACCAUCGCUGCAGGAGGCGAUCUGCUCCUCCUCCCUAUCCCGGAUGCAAGCGAGGCGGCGGAUGACGUACCGCCAGCAGAGCCCGUCGUGGUGGGGACGAUCGAGCAGGGCAUUGCAGCAGCGGCCUGGAGUCCCGACGACGAGCUGCUCGUCAUCGUCACGUGCGAGACAUCCGAGACCGCCUCGACGUCGGGCGCACGCGAGGUGGAGAAGGUGCUCUUGAUGACGCGCGACUUCGAGGUGCUCUCCGAAGUGCGUCUGCGCACCGACGAGUUUGGCGAGGACGAGGCGGUGGAUGUCGGCUGGGGCAGCAAGGCGACGCAGUUCCACGGGUCCGAGGGCAAAGCGGCUGCGGCCGCAGCAGCGCAGGCGGCAGCAGCGGCCAAGGCGAGCAACACCGACACGCGCGGCCCAAGGACGCCGGACGACGACGGCGCGCCCCGCAUCAGCUGGCGAGGCGACGGCGCCUUCUUCGCAAUCAGCUCGCUGGAGCCCUUCUACAGCCCAGACGCACCGACAAGCUGGCAUCGGGUGAUUCGCAUCUACUCGCGCACGGCCGCCCUGUCGGCUACUUCGGACGCGGGCGUGCGCGGCAUCUCGCAGGCACUGGCGUUCCGACCCAUCGGCAACCUCAUCGCCAGCACGCAGCGCUUCGGCGCAUCCGACCUCGACGGCCACAUGUGGGCGCAGGGGCGAAAGGGUCGUCACGACGUCGUCUUUUUCGAGCGCAACGGUCUGCGUCACGGCGAGUUCAGCCUGCGCGAAGAAGCCGCCUCGCAGCCCGACGGCGUGCAGCUCGCAUGGAACGAGGCGCAGAAGCUCAGCGCCUGGACACGCACACAUGCGGUGCGCGAGCUCGCAUGGAACGCCGACGGAUCCGCACUCGCCGUCUGGCUCUCCCGAGCCGGCGAGGGCGACGAGGCGCGCGAUGUGGUGCAGGUCUACACCACGGGCAACUACCACUGGUACCUCAAGCAAGAGUUCGUCGCCACCACGCGCGUCGAGCACGUCAAGUGGCACCCCGAGGACCCGCUGCAGCUGCUCGUCGCCCACGCCGGCAGCGUCGCGCACCGCGUCUUUGCACACGAGACGGCCGUGUCGCCCGGGAGGCCGCCAGUGGAUGCGGCGUGCGUCGCCGUGGCCGAUGGCUCCACUACGCUGCUCACGCCGUUUAGGAUGCAGAACGUCCCACCGCCCAUGGCGUCGCUGAGCCUGUGCGUGCCUCCUGCCGGCACGGAGGUCAAGCCAAGCGCGGCUUCGGCGCUCGCAGUGCCUACGCACGUCGCCUGGUCCCAGCUCCCAGGCUCGUCGCCGCAACACGCCGUCGGAGUCAUGGCUCUGCUCUUCCAAAACGGGUGGGUGCAGGUCUGGCGCUUCGACUGGGGCCUGCUUGGCGGUACGGUCCAGGUCGGCGGUAAGCCCGUGGCCGAGCCCAAGCUCGUGGCUACGGCGCAGGUGGCGGCUUCGGAUGCACACCAGAUCGCUGUAGCCGGAUGGGCACCGACUGUGCUGGAUGCGACGCACCAAUGCAAGAUCUCGGUGGCGGUGCUCAGCUCACAUCAUCAAGGCGCUGUCGCAGAAUGCAUUGAUCUUGCGCAAGCCAAAGAGGCUGCAACAUUCGAGGCCACCGUCCAUGCGGGGGUUCCUCUACGGGGCCACGGAAAGAGACGCCUGGUCGCCGACCCCUUCGUGCCGACAUCGGCAGUGCCGCCGAGCUUUUACGUCCAAGAGAGCGAUGGCACCGUGCAGCGCGUGCGCGGCUCGGCGCUCGAGCGCGUGACCAAGCUCGAGCGCUUCUGUGCGGACGUGCGUGUGUUGGUUGCGGCUGACGGCAAGUGCAAGGUGAUUGGUCUGGCGAGCGAUGGACGCCUGCUGGCCGAGAGCCAGGUGGUGGCCAGGGACGCCACCUCUUUCACGCUCGUCGGCAGCUUCCUCGUGUGGACCAACACGGCGCACGAAGCUCGCUUUCUGCCGCUCAGCUCUCUGCGCUGGAGCAGCGCCAACGAAGUGCAGGCUGCGGCGUCCGAGGCCGUCGAUCUGGGUCGACGUGUGGAGCGCGGCAGUCGGAUCGUCACGGCGGUGGCGUCGGCCAUGUCGCUCGUGCUGCAGAUGCCACGCGGCAAUCUCGAGACGAUCUAUCCGCGCCCGCUCGUGCUCGAGGUGGUGCGCCGCAGCAUUGACGCGCAUCGCUACGGCGCCGCCUUCCGCAUCUGCCGCACCCACCGUCUCGACGUCAACAUCCUCUACGACCACAACCCGGCGGGUUUCAUGGCCAACGUGGCGACGUUUGUGCAGCAGGUUGCCGACGUAGACCACCUCAACCUCUUCCUCUCGGGCCUGCGCGACCAAGACGUCACCAAGACGCUCUACAAGCCGCUGGCAGCCUCGACGGGCGCGGCCGACGUUGCAGGCAAGGUGAAUCGGAUCUGCGAUGCGAUCCGUGCCGAGCUCGAGCGGCUGGAUGCACGCAAGUAUGUGCAGUCGAUCCUCACCACGCACGUGCGCAAGGUGCCCGCGGACUACGAGGCGGGGCUUGCGCUGCUGCUGCGGCUCAAGGACGAGGAUGCAGAGACGGCCGAGGAGGCGGUCAAGUACAUCAUCUUCCUCGCAGAUGCGGACAAGCUGUUCGACGUGGCGCUCGGCAUGUACGACUUUACGCUCACGCUCAUGGUGGCGCAGCAUGCCAAGCGCAAGGAUCCGCGCGAGUUCCUGCCGUUCUUGCGCGAGCUGCGUGCGCUCGAGCCGCAAGAGUUCCAGCGGUUCCGCAUUGACGACCACCUCGCGCGCCACACCAAGGCGUUGGGCUGGCUUGUGCGCGCCGGUCCCCAGCACCACCAGCAGGCACUCGAAUACAUCGACAAGCACAAGCUGUACCACGAGGCGAUUGCGCUGCUUGCGGGCCAAGGCGCCAGGCUGCGCGACGUGUACGACCGCUUCGGAGAGUACCUGCUCACGCGCCGCAAGCUCGACGAUGCCGGUGCAGCGUUCCAGCUCGCCGGGCGCGGAGGCAAGGCGCUCGAUGCCUACCGCGAGUGUGCGAAUUGGCAAGAGGCCAUGCGGCUGGCGUUUGUCGAGAAGCUGCCUGCGUCCGAGAUCGUCGCAAUGGCCAAGGGGUUCGUGAGCGAGCUCGAGACGCUGCGUCGCUUCACCGAGGCGGCGCGCGUGUGCCUCGACUAUGUGCGCGAUGUCGAGCAGGGCGUGGCUCUGCUAUGCCGCGCCGGCGAGUUCUCGGAAGCACACCGCAUCCUCACCACCUAUUCGCGACUCGACCUCGUCGAAGUUACGCUACACCCGGGCCUGCUCGAGGCGGCGACGACGCUGGUGGACGACGUGCAGGACAUGGAGUCGCAGCUGUCCAAGCAGCUGGACCGCAUCCGCGAUCUGCGCGACAAACGCUCCGCCCACCCGGACGGCGCGCUGUACGACGGCGACAACGACCCGGCGCUCGACAAUCUCGACAUCAUGUCCGAUACCUCUACGCAGAUGACGCAAUUCACGCGCUACACGCGCGCGGCCUCGAUCGUGUCGCAGUCGUCCAUGGCCACGUUCAGCACCAAGUCCGGCAGCCGCAAGAAGGAGGCCAAGCUGCGCAAGAAGGCCGAACGCCAAAAGGCCGGCGGCAAAAAGGGCACCGUGUUCGAGGAGGACUACCUCUACACCUCGGUCCAGAAGCUCAUCAAGGAGCGUCUCGGCGGCGUGCAGGCCGAAGCGGCCAAGCUGCUUCCGCAUCUCGUGUGUGCGGCGUCGGGUCAGGUUCGGGCUAGAGCAGGCGAGGUCGUUCAGGCGCUGGAUGCGUUGGAGCAAAACGCCCACAAGGCGGUCGAAACGCUUUGGGGCUACAGCCAGCAGGAUGACGACGAACGCUUCGACCAGCUCGUCCGCUUCGAACAGGAGCUGCUCGGCGGCCAGGUGGCAGCCAACCCCACCAUGGCAGCCGUCGCAUUCCGCUCCAUCGCCAACCGUCGCAUCCCCAGACCAAAGCUCGACGUCGCAGAUACAAAGUGGCGCCCCUCGCUGCUGGAUUCCUCCCAGCCCUAG
Messenger RNA from Moesziomyces aphidis, 4392 nucleotides. NCBI's taxonomy places the organism in Eukaryota, Fungi, Basidiomycota, Ustilaginomycetes, Ustilaginales, Ustilaginaceae. The record is from the annotation of a GenBank genome assembly.